AUGAUGGCGUCUGCCUCCGAGUUGAGUCUUGAAUGCAAACCCCAUAGCUACUCCAUGCUCUUGAAAACAAUCGGCGAUCAACAAUUAAGCAACACCCAUGAUCAAACUCAAAAGAUCGAAGAGUUCCUCUCGCGUCUUGAGGAAGAACGACUCAAGAUCGAUGCUUUUAAGCGCGAACUUCCCCUUUGCAUGCAACUCCUCACCAAUGCGAUGGAGACAUCGAGGCAACAAUUACAAACAUACCGUGCGAAUCAGGGUUCACCGGUGUUGGAAGAAUUCAUACCCUUGAAGAAUUCGAACCCUGAAGGACCGGAAAAGAUGGCACUUUCGAGCGUCUCUGAUAACAAGGCGAAUUGGAUGACCUCUGCCCAAUUGUGGAGUCAGGCUAGCAGUACCACCACCACCACCACCAACGCCACUGCCACGGCCGGCACCACCACUGAUACAAAAAUAACGCAAAAUUCAACUGUUUUUACAACAACAGCAAAUGAAACCGAUAUCAGUUUCAAUGCGAAUAAGCAAAGAAACAACGGAGCGUUUCUUCCAUUCUCGAAGGAGAGAAACCCAUCCUGCCCGACUCCGGCUUUAACGUUGCCGGAUUUGGCACUUGCUUCUGGUGAUAAAGAUGAUCAUGAAGAUAACAAGAGUUGUUUGAGGGAGAACAGUUCUAUCAAAGGCGGUAAUGGUGAUAUUUCCGAUAACCAAACCAUCACCACCACCACCACCGCCGCCGGAGCCACCACGAGUUCGCAGACUCAUAGGAAAACAAGGCGGUGCUGGUCGCCGGACCUCCACCGGAGAUUUGUCAAUGCUCUUCAGAUGUUAGGUGGUUCUCAAGUUGCCACUCCUAAACAAAUCAGAGAGCUCAUGAAGGUUGAUGGUUUGACCAAUGAUGAAGUCAAAAGCCAUUUGCAGAAAUACAGACUUCACACAAGAAGACCAAGUCCAAGCCCACAAUCCGCCGGCAACGCAGCACCGCAGCUGGUGGUCCUCGGCGGUAUAUGGGUGCCACCGGAAUACGCCACCGCUGCCGGAGCACAAACCCUCUACACCACCCACCCCAACGCCACCACCACCAACACACAUUACUGUACACAACAACUCCCCCAAGACUUCUACCCUACCCCCGUCCUACCACCACCACAACCACCGCACCACCACCACCACCACCAUAAUACCACCACCACCACCAACCUCCACCACCAGCUCCACCACAUGUAUAAACCCUCCUCCCACACUACCCAGAGCCAGCCGGACUCCAACGGCCGCGGCGGCACCACCACCACCACCACCGGCGGUGGCAACCGGUCGGAGAGCAUCGAGGAUGGGAAGUCGGAGAGCGGCGGCAGCUGGAAGGCGGACAGUGGUGGAGAAACGAAGGCGUUGAUUUUGAGGGACGAAUGUGAAGAAAGCAAUGGGAGUGAGAUAACACUCAAAUUCUGA
Cynara cardunculus var. scolymus (artichoke) is the source of this 1443-nucleotide messenger RNA. Its product is annotated as myb family transcription factor EFM. Gene Ontology annotation, molecular function: DNA-binding transcription factor activity; DNA binding. Gene Ontology annotation, biological process: regulation of DNA-templated transcription. The transcript has 4 exons. Lineage: Eukaryota; Viridiplantae; Streptophyta; Magnoliopsida; Asterales; Asteraceae. The record is from RefSeq and is a predicted model, not a curated record. The coding region runs from base 1 to 1443 and encodes 480 amino acids.